Kluyveromyces marxianus DMKU3-1042 is the source of this 1860-nucleotide messenger RNA. It is a transcript of the gene ALE1, whose product is annotated as lysophospholipid acyltransferase. Bases 1 to 1860 code for a protein of 619 amino acids. The record is from RefSeq and is a predicted model, not a curated record. The transcript has a single exon. Gene Ontology annotation, molecular function: 1-acylglycerol-3-phosphate O-acyltransferase activity; 1-acylglycerophosphocholine O-acyltransferase activity. Lineage: Eukaryota; Fungi; Ascomycota; Saccharomycetes; Saccharomycetales; Saccharomycetaceae. Gene Ontology annotation, cellular component: membrane; endoplasmic reticulum. Gene Ontology annotation, biological process: lipid modification; glycerophospholipid biosynthetic process.
AUGUACAAUCCGAUUGAUGCGCAGCUGCAGUUGCUUGCAGAGAAAUGCGGACUUGAUGAGGUUACUUUGAAGCUAGCGAUCUGCUUGUUUGCAUCAUUUCCGCUAAAUGGGAUCCUCAAGAGACUCCCAGAUGAGAGGAUCACGUUGAAAUGCUAUUUUAUCAUUGCUAUUUCGGCGUUUUACAUUUUCGGGGUGCUUAAUCUGUACGAUGGGUUUGUGACUUUGUUCAUCAGCACGAUGUUUACGUAUGUGAUAACGAGGUACUACCAGUCGCGGUUCAUGCCGUAUGUGAAUUUUGUGUUUGUGAUGGGCCAUCUAGCGGUUAACCACAUGCAUGCGCAGUUUUUUGCGGUGUACGAUCCGUCGAAGAUCGAUAUCACUGGGGCACAGAUGGUUCUUGUGAUGAAGCUAACGUCGUUUGCAUGGUCGUAUUACGACGGUACGCUAGCGGAUCAGAAGACAUUGACCGAGUACCAGUUGGCCAGAUCGGUGCAGAAGCACCCCAGCGUGCUGAGAUUUCUGGCGUACGCGUUCUUCUACCCAUCUUUGCUAACGGGCCCCAGUUUCGAUUAUGCAGAUUUCGAGUCCUGGUUGGAUUGCGAGAUAUUCAGGGACUUGCCCGAGUCUAAGAAGCCCAGACGUAAGUGGAAGAAGGACCCAACUAUCAGAAGACAGAUCCCCAAGAGUUCCGGGGUUGCGAUCGUGAAGAUUUUGCAAGGUAUCUCGUGGCUAGCCAUGUCGUUUGUCGCCAAGGACUACUUCUACCCGGAAUACCUGUUCACGCCGGAGUUCGCCAACGAAAAGAGCUUCAUAUACAAGAUCCACUACUUGUUCGUCCUAGCGUUUGCGUACAGAUUCAAGUACUAUGCUGCGUGGACCAUCUCCGAAGCCUCUUGCAUCGUGUGCGGAUUGGGUUACAAUGGCUACGAUAAGAAGCUCAACAAGAUCAAGUGGAACCGUGUGCAGAACAUUGAUAUUUGGAAGUUGGAAAUGGCUCAAAACACGCAUGAGACUCUCGAGGCCUGGAACAUGAACACAAAUAAAUGGUUGAAGAACUACGUUUACUUGCGUGUCGCCAAGCCCGGCGCCAAGCCUGGCUUCCGCUCCACUUUGUUCACUUUCUUGACAUCAGCAUUCUGGCAUGGUACCAGACCCGGAUACUACUUAACUUUUGCUACAGGCGCUUUGUUCCAAACUUGUGGUAAGAUCUAUAGAAGGAACUACAGGCCAAUAUUCAUGGCCAAGGACGGUAAAACACCCCGGAAGUUUAAAUUCAUUUACGAUAUAAUCACUUUCUAUGUCACCAAGCUAGCGUUCGGUUAUCUGGUCCAACCGUUUGUCAUCUUGGACCUCGGAAAUUCGUUAUACGUAUGGAAAACCGUCUAUUUCUACAUUCAUAUUGGUAUAUUGGCCACCUUCUUUGUAUUUAAGGGUCCAUUCAGCAAACAAUACGUGAAAUGGCUACAAUCUUUCCAACCAGUGCAAGUAGAGAUGAAAAGAAAGAAGAAGUUGGAGGACGAAUUGGCUUCUGGUUCUGGUUCUUUGAGCUCCAUUAUUGCGCAGAAACAAGCUUUCGAAAAAGCAGAGGCCGAGGCAGAAGCCGAAUUCGAACUGGCCAUGGAUCUCGGUAUUCCUUCUGUCGACCUAGACAAGGAUCAUUUAGAUGAGGCAAAGAAAGAGUUGAAAGAAUUCAGACGCCAAUACGAGGAGUGGAGAAACGAGAAAGGUUUAGAAAUUGAGGAAGAAAAUUUGCGUAGAGCUUACGAUAAAUUUACUCAACAAUUUUCCUCUGCUAAGAAUCAAAAGAGAAUGAGUUUCAGUGACUACUCACCAACGCCAAUAGAAAAGAAGAAAGAUUAG